Messenger RNA from Miscanthus lutarioriparius, 552 nucleotides. The record is from the annotation of a GenBank genome assembly. Lineage: Eukaryota; Viridiplantae; Streptophyta; Magnoliopsida; Poales; Poaceae.
AUGUCGAUUGGUGCUGCUGUUCAGGCCUUCCUCGUCCUUCUGUCUUCUGCUUUUAGACCUUUUAGGGUAAACAUAAUUCAGGGCGAUGAGGCUCUCUGGCUCUACCCCACUCAUGUGGGAGCCUCCGGCACUGGGUCUGCCCCUUUACUAACUGAUGAACAAUGCCAACAUGCCUAUGCAGAUGCUACACGGCAAUGGGGUCAUGACAAAUUGACUUGGCACAACAAUGCAACACACGGCAACAGAAACAGCCAUACCUGGAUCCUGACGAUCUUGUGUGUCAGGGUGAGAUUGCGUGACAGUCGAGGAGCACGGAAGGGAAGACUCGACGCCGGACGUGGUUCGUCGUGGAGCAUGGAAACGAAGCCUCCACACCGCGGGGCGUGUCCUGGGCGAUGUCGCGACGGGCUGGGAGCGGGACGGUACUGGUCGUGGUUGUGGACGGCGAUCGCAAAAGGCUUCACGCCCACGGUGAUCAUGACAGGCGGCGUGGACCGGCAAUGUUGCACGGGGUCACGGAUAGGCCGUCACGACUCCUCGACACGACGAUGA